AUGGAUCUCCCGGUACGAACCCCUUCCUCAGAUCAAACAAUGGUGCUAUACGCAACUGGCUUCAAUGCGUGGAGCCAGCUCACAUUCGACCCUUCGCCGGCGGACGAAGAGCCUGACGACGUAUUCACUUUCACAAAAGUAUUGGCGGCCAGGUUUGUUGGACUAAUUGCUUCCGAAAUGAGCUAUACUGCGGUACAACAAGAUACUUCUUGGGCCAUCGCUGGAUCCUCCCCUGACCAGCUUCUUCACCGUGAAGAUAACCAAGUAUUUCUAUUCGACUCUCCAAGUGCUAUUUCAGGGGAUGGGAAGGUCUUGGCAGUUCAGGACUUGGACUGCUCACCCUCAAAUCAAGUCAUUGUUCAGUAUCCGUCCUUGGCAGCAUGGAAAGCCAGCAAGAGUACCGAUUCCUGGCCUUGCAAGGCUUCUGUCCGCCAGAUAACAGCUUACGACGCUGGCUUCAUUAUUUUUCUCGAGGAUGAGACCGUCCUAAGCUGUGGUGACCCACGAUUCCGAGACUGCCUUGGCCGUGAAGUUGACGAGUCCUGCCCUGCCAACGAACCCGGAAUCAUACAAGAUCUGAGUGAUCUCGGCGAGCCCAUCAAGAAGAUUGCAGCAGCGGGAUACACAGCUGCAGCUUUGACAGAGAGUGGCGGAUUGUAUCUCUGGGGCAUGGCAGCCCCUGGCUCGCAAAGCCAACACAGCGUAUUUCAAGAUAUCAGCGAGCUACCAAACUACUUCGAAGUUGAUGGAGACAAAGACGGAAUAACACUAAUGGCCAAAUUGGUCUUGGGAAAGAUGCUCAAGAUCCAGUUUCAUCAUGGUCAAAGGUAG
Molecule: messenger RNA, 831 nt
Organism: Fusarium oxysporum Fo47
Lineage: Eukaryota; Fungi; Ascomycota; Sordariomycetes; Hypocreales; Nectriaceae
Exons: 4
Coding region: 1-831 (276 amino acids)
Source: RefSeq, a predicted model, not a curated record